Molecule: messenger RNA, 5018 nt
Organism: Xiphias gladius (swordfish)
Lineage: Eukaryota; Metazoa; Chordata; Actinopteri; Istiophoriformes; Xiphiidae
Gene: trib3
Product: tribbles pseudokinase 3
Exons: 4
Coding region: 825-1886 (353 amino acids)
Biological process (GO): protein phosphorylation; positive regulation of proteasomal ubiquitin-dependent protein catabolic process; regulation of MAP kinase activity
Cellular component (GO): nucleus
Molecular function (GO): mitogen-activated protein kinase kinase binding; ATP binding; protein kinase activity
Source: RefSeq, a predicted model, not a curated record
AAAGAACCGGACACUGACUCUACACGCCGCAGUUUCGCAUCGGCUCAGUCACGUGUCCGCCUGGUCUGACGUCCGAUCGGUUCGAGAUUGCAACAUCGUGGCUCCGCCCCCCCCACGCCCGCCGGGUGACGACACCGCGGGAGGAAACAACGUAACCAAACAUACCCGGAGUCGGUCCCUAGGUCCUCAAUCCCGCUGGAAGUUCGGGAGGCGAACGGGGCCAGAGGAGACCGGAGUCCGGCGAGGGGUCAGCGUGGAUUUAAACCAGACCGAGACACGGAGAUUAAUUAGAUUUCCGCUCACCGAAGGACCCGGGGACUCGGUCUGAUUCGGCUUUGUUCGCUUCGGCUCCAGAUCUAUAUCUGUACACUCAGAGAAAAACCGUUUCCAAGUUCAUUUUUUUCAAUCGAAAGUUUGGGUUUAGUUUUUGUGCCAGACUUCAGUCGGAGUGUCUUUUAUUCAGACUGAAGAAGCAGCUCAAAGGCGAACAGCUGACCGACUGACGACAGGUUGCGCAACCGGGACGAUAAUAAAAAGGAAACAAAGACGUCAUCACCGGACAGAGUGGCCCCAGUUCUCCCAGUGCCACAGCUGCUGGUUCCAGUCGGAGUUCAACUUUAAAGAAGACCUCCGGUGUUUGUGUCUUCCGCAACUUCUGCGCCAGACGUAGACACACACACACACACACACACACACACACACACACACACACACACACACACAGAGAGACCACCAGCCCCACGCCGACUCCAAGCGCUUAUCUACUGGAUCCACUGGUUUCCUGUUGACCUGCCAUUGGGACCGGUCUGAGUGAAGAGCACAAGAUGAGCGUGGACGUGGGCGCAGCCAAGUCUCAACUCUGUCUGAAGAGGCUACUGGAAGAGCCCCGGGAUAAUUUGAUGAAAUGCAAACGAGCCCGUCUGGCUCCGCCCCCUCUGGCACCUGGCCUAUCGGCAUGCCUCCUGCCCAGAAGCCCUGCCCCCAAAUCGAGCCAAAGCCAAUCGCCAUCGAGAGUCGGACCGUACAUUCUGUUUGAACGUUGUGAGGGGGAGGAGACUUACAGGGCCGUGCACGCGCAAACACAACAGCAGUACACCUGCCAGGUGCUCCCCCUGCGCAGUUACCAGGAGCAGUUGGCUGCCCACGCCCGGAUCGGUCACCACGACAACAUCUGCGGACUGCUGGACGUGGUUACUGGCCAGGACAGCGUGUACGUCUUCUUGCCUGGUCACCACGGCGACAUGCACGCGUACGUGCGCAGCAGGAAGCGCCUGGGCGAGGAGGAGGCGGGGCUUUUGUUCGCUCAGAUGCUGAAUGCCGUGAUGCACUGCCAUCGCCAUGGCGUCAUCCUGAGAGACCUGAAGCUCCGCAGGUUCGUCUUCACUGACAGAUACAGGACUCACCUGUCCCUGCUCGGCCUGGACGACUGUGUCCUCCUGCACGGUACCCAUGAUGACGACUCUCUGACGGACAGACACGGCUGCCCCGCCUACGUGGGCCCCGAGCUGCUGACCAAUGGCAACGAGUCUUACUCGGGCCGCGCCGCAGACAUCUGGAGCCUGGGCGUGUCUCUGUACACCAUGCUGAUCGGGCGGUACCCGUUUCAGGACACGCAGCCCGCGGCGCUGUUCGCCAAGAUCCGCCGCGGGACCUUCAGCCUGCCCGAUUGGCUGUCGCCGCGGGCCAAGUGUCUGAUCGGCUGCAUGCUGAGGAAGUCGCCCGCCGAGAGACUGGAGGCGCCUGAGCUGCUGAUGCACCCGUGGCUGACCAAUCCCUGCGUGCCACGUCACAACGUGCACAAGAUGCAUCACAGUUCACACACAACAUCACAGAGUAAACAAGAGGACGAUGACCAGGUGGUGCCAACGUGGAUUCAAAAACACUAAACGCACAUACACACGUUUGUACUUCUAAACUUGUGAGGACCCUCGUUGAAUGCACCCAAAACCCCUAACACUGACCUGAACCGUCACAAGUAAAUAACCCCCGUCCUUCUACUAAGCUUGAUUCGAACUUCAACCUUAAUGUUGCUUUCACACGUAGCCUGUUUGGUUCGGUUGACAUGAACUCUGGGGCAUCUGCCCAUCUAGCACAGUUAAUUUGGACCGGUGCGAAAGCGGGACCCUGAUGCAAACUAAACAACCGGACCCAGACCGCCUCAGAAGGAGGGUCUCGGUCCGCUUCCGAGCAAACACACCACAAAUAAACUGCGAAAAAAAGGGACCAACCACAGGAUGUUGUGACAGUUGGUGCAAUUUCAAAAGCAAAAGCUAUAAACUUAAAUCCAUCUGCUGAUUGUGAAUUAUUCAAGAAGCGCCCUUUAUAAGCAAUCUGUAUAAUUUGCAAUCUAAUAAUGCUAAUAGUGCUCAUUAUCAGCUACUUCUUUAAGAGUUAUUCAUAACCCCAGAGAAUAUAAAUAUACACGUAUGAAGCAUUAAAGUGCUGUGUGACCUGCUGUCACUCUCUGGAAUUCGAGUGUGAACACAAAGUGGACCGGAACUAAAAGGGCAACAACUUGGUUAGGACCAAAUGAACUCAACUACAGGUGUGAGAGCAACCUUAAACCCUCAAACAGCCUUUGAACAGGUGAGGACCCGACAAAAUGUCCUCAGUCAAAAACUCAAAUUGGUCCUCACAAAGAUAGACGUACAAGAAGAUACACACUAUGGAAAAUGUCUGAUCCUGGAUUACUUGACCCUCAGGUGCCUUCAUCUCUCUGUAGCUGUCUCUCAAUUCCAGCUCCACCUCCUUAGAAAUGACCACACCUUGAGGCCUGAACCUGCUCCUCGUCUUCCACAAAUCAUUCGAACGACAGAGGAUUCCUAACCGAGUCACCAGUUUGACCAGUACCUGACCAAACCAGAGCCAAUGGUGUGUUCAGGUGCUCGUCGUAAAGAGUUACACCCAAGUGUUAAACUGGGAGUCUCUGAGUUGUGACGUUUGACUUGAACACAAUAGUAAUAGUUUAAUGGUAGACGUCUCCAUCUAACUUACAGCGGUCAGUGCGUUUACAUGCACUUUCACAAUAACUUUGGUUAUAUGCUACGUUUCUGUUGUUGUCCACAAAUCCCAUUAAAAGACCAAAAGCAACAAUAAAUUAAUCCUGCGAAGCAAGUAUUGUGUGCGUUUAGCCAAAGCCUGAUAUAAUCUUUUCCCUCGGUGCUAAAAAACUAUUAAAAAAACGCACCACAGGGCCACAACUUCGCACCGGGUGAUAUGUUCCUUUAUGAAAACGUUUAUUUAUAACAUUUAUAAAAUUAGCUAAAAGCUACAGUGCCCAGCUGUUGUUAGGAGAUUACCAAGCCCUUCUGAACAGUGAAACUGUAUAUUUUGGAGCCAUUUUGAAGGAUUUACGUCUUCAGUAGGAACCCAUAGGCUACAGGUUGAGUGCCACAGACAGGAUAGGGAAAUCAGAGAGUACUGAGAUACAGACUAACACAAACUCGGUCUUUGGUCUUUAAUGGGAUUUGUUGACAAUCAGAAAGAUGCGGUUGACAGUUGGCUUUCUCCAGUAAGCCCAUUUCUUUAAAGUCAAAGAAAUUCGAAACCUGGUUUCCAUAUGCCAUGUAUACAGGUAACCAGGUUUCUAAUUGCUUUUUUGCAAGUACGCAUGUGCAUGACAAAGGCUUUAAACGGUGAAAGUAUCGAAGUGGGUGAAGCAGAGUAGAAAUAAUUACACACAUUUGCUCUUCUAUUCAAAAUAAUUCAAUCCAAAGUCUGACUGAGACUGAAACUAACAUACUGUAGUCUGUAGAAGUCUAAAUAAGCCAGUUUUCAUCGCAGAACAUUUGAACAUUAAAAAGCGCCGUCCUCUGUGACUAAUACAGUUAAAAUAAGAAAUCCGUACUUCCAAAAUAAGGUCUGGGAUAGAAAUGUGCUUAUUGACCCGCUGCAUGUAUCCACAGACUUAUAGUGACCAUGUUACUCCAAAUGCAUGUAAACGUGCUUCCCGAUUACCUGCAUAACCUGAUUUCUCGGAGUAACCUGGUUUACUUAAGUGCAUGUAAAUGUACUGUGUCCUGAGGUGCGUAAACGAGUGUCCCAGCCUCCAUGUACCGUUGUGGUGACGAACCGGGCUCGUGACAAGAGCAAACUGGACUUGGAGUUCAGACUCAUCAUUGACAUCCUGCACAGGGGCUAUUUCUUUGGUCCGUUCUCAACACCCCUGGUUAGAUGACCAUUUCUGAUUUAAGGAGUUGAUGAAGACUGCCUGGACACACCACUGGUUUUCAAAGAGUGGACUCUGAAGGAGCCUAAAAUGGGACACAGCUUCUUCCUCUCAGUAUUUACUCUUCCUAAAGCUACACAGAUUCAGCACAAAGUGGCCAACAAUGACACACUGUUUAAAUUCAGCUUCAGGCUGACAUUAACCCUUACGGAAGCAGACGUGAUAGCCAAAAAUAUUUGUCGGGCCUGUUAUCUCAGGACCAAAACUUCAUUUGCAAAUACAGUUUUUCUGGUUCUCACAAGAACAGUUAUCCUCAAAUAACAGAGAUAAAUUCAUUCAUAGAUUUCUUGUUACGUGAGGUCUAAUUUUGCCCAGACAAACACAUGUUUAUCACUGUAAUAAUAAUCAAAUACGGGCAAGCUUAUUUCUGGAACCCCUAUUGUUCUGGAGGCCUACAGGACAGAGUGCAUGACAGAAGUGGCUUCAAUUGAGAAUUGUCCCAAAAUAACAGCACAGUUCCUCAGAGAUCAUGAGAAAACUAUUUCUGAUAUGUCAGCCUAAUAGUAUAAUUACAUCAGGAAUAAACUGUAUCCUGUUUGUGUUACCUCACAUAAACAGGAUAAAAGAUUUAAUAUAGGCACCAUGUGUUGAAUCAUAAGAAAAUAGUUGUCAACUUGAGAUAAAGGGACUAAAAUUAUUCAUAACAUUCAAGUCUUGUGCUUCCUUUGACUAAAGCCGGCCAAUCUCAACCCAACAGACCUGCAGUAGCCAGUAGGAUGCCUUAUACUUAUAAACUGUAUGAUUCAGAUCUCAGUUACAGCUGGAGAAUAAAUAAAGAUGUUUCACAAAA